Cotesia congregata is the source of this 5865-nucleotide messenger RNA. Lineage: Eukaryota; Metazoa; Arthropoda; Insecta; Hymenoptera; Braconidae. The record is from the annotation of a GenBank genome assembly.
AUGGAUUCCGAAGAAGAAUAUGAAAACGAUGAAGGCAAAGAGGAAGACCAAAACGGAGAAGACGAGAAUGAAGUUGUUAAUUCAGAUGAAGCUGCUGAUGAGAAUGAUAAAGACAUGGAUGAAAAUUUAUUGAAGGAAGGUGACAAAUUUGAUUCUUUUGAAAAGUUAAAGAAGAAAGUGAAAGAUUUCGAAGAAAAAGAGUACGCGUUUUUUUAUCAUCGAGAUGCUAUGACAAUUGAACGAUGUCGCACAAAAGGAAUCAAGAGGCAUGUUGAAGCGUCCCUGAUAUAUUACAGCAUCCGAUACUAUUGUAUUCAUGGAAGGAAAAAUUUUGUAUCUACGUCGAAAGGAGCAAGAAAAGCGUUCUCGUUUCAGAAAAACUGUCCAGCAACUUUCAGCGUAGGAGUGGAUGAUACUGGCCACUAUCUUAUCAUCAAAUCAAUUAACAUGAAUCACAAUCACGAUAGAAGUAAAAAAAGACCAUUCGGCAGUCGAAAUGGAAUUCCCAAUUUGCUGCAGUCACAUAGUGACUGCAAGGAUAAAAGAUUCGCAAUAGACAGUGUUGAAAAAAGCCAGCUGCAGAAAUGUCUGGACACCUUACAACAUUCAAUCAAGGUCACUUCCCUCCAGUCAAUGGUAGAAAGACUGGAGAGUCUUUCAAGGCAACUAAAUCUAAAAUUUAUGCUCGGGCCAUCGGGAACGGAACUAUUUAUCUCCUCGGACAUGUUUUACCUGGAAGUUCUGAUCGAGCCAUCAGGAGUAGUAAAAGACGUCAAAAUCCAUCACGAAGGUAAAACAGAGCAGCAAAGUUGCGAGGAAUUAGUAUCCUGUCUCUCCCGAGGCGACUUUGUAGAUUUCACCGCGCAGUUACAAGGUUUGAUGUCAAUUUAUCAAAUCCAGGCUGAGAAGAAGCAAAAAUGCAAAGCGUUUAGCGCUUUGCAGUCCCUGGAAGCUGACUUGGGUGGCUUAGCACAAUUGCAAACUUUCAUAAAAGAGUCUUUUAACAUCGUUCAUAAAAGCCCAGUAGGAAUUCUCGAGCGUCGUAAAGGCGGGCAUCCAAUGAAGCUAACUUACUUCGUGUCCCCCUAUGAUCUAAUAGACCCUGAGACCCGCACAAUUGAACCCCUAAGCCCUGAAACAGUGAUAUCGCGGAAAAUAGGCCAUUACGUAACAGUUUGCCUCCAAAGUUCCUCAAAAGGUUCCCACAAAUUACCAACAACUAGCAUACUUACCGUAAACCGUACAGCUUCGGGAAAAAACACUCCCUCUUACGCCCCCUUAACUAGUUUGAAUUCCUCUUCACUUCCAGCCUGUUUCGUUCUAAGACUCCCCAGUAAAAUGCCAGUGUGCAUGGAACUGAUCAACCGGAUCCAAAAAAUAACAGAGCAGAAAAUAAAUGACCUGGAUGGUAGCGAAUCUCCGCCACCGCAGCCUCAACCCUUGCUAAACUUGAUAGUCCAGCACGCUAGCGAAGGACAAUUAGACUGUCGGAAUAAUAGAGGUCUGUAUGUGACCCUACCCGACCAACAGCACUGCUACUUUAUGACUGAGACAAAAAGCAUGAAGGGAAUUCUGGUGAAUAGCAUACCCUUUACUCACCCAGCUCAUGUUCCGCAAAUACUAUCUAGUUUACGUCAGCAAGCGCUGUUUAAUACCUUGAUAACAAGCUGCGUACGUGCGAUGGCACGAAAUGACCUAGAGCAAACCACAAUAAUAGAAGUAAGCGCUUUAUCCUGGCAACAUAUCUCAAUAAGCUUAGAGCAUCCCUUUGAAGAGACAUUAGCUACUGCUGAGUUGGAUUUGACGGAUAUAUCAGCGCUUAAGUGUAAACUUUAUGGGGUUAGUAUGACCAAUACAGAACAGACGUCUGAAAUAGUUAGCAAAGUAUUGCAGAGGUGCCUUAGUAUUCCAGUGACAAUGCGUGCGUUGAUUAAGAUAUGGGAAGGUCGUAAUACAUUGCCUAAAGGUAUUAGCACGAGUGGUAACAAUAGUAAUGGUAAUGGUGGUAGUAAUCCUGGAAAUGGUAUGACUAAUGGUAAUUACAGUGUUAACUUAUCACGUGAAAAUGGGCAUGAUGGUCCAGUGUGUAUUUCUGAUUUUACUAACGGGGAGACUAAGAUAAAAACAGAGCCGGGAUGUAAUGGUAAUGGUAGUAAUGGUUUAAAUAGACAAACUGGUACCGGAGGAUUAUCUUCAGCCUCUUCUACAUCAUCCCAAUCAUCAUCAACAUCACAGCAGCAGUCUUUUUUAGAUGCCGGAACGGAGAAUAGUAUCGGGUUCCCGUCGUUUUCCGGCCAAUCCGAUACAUCGGUUAUGCUAAAUCCCUUACAACUUAGCGCGUUAUUAAAUCAGCAAACUAAAACAACUAUAACGUCUCCUAGUACGGCUACUACCACACCUACUACAGCAGUUGCUACUGUUUCAGCAACUACUUCCCCAGUUGAGCGGACUAAAAAGUCCCGCAAAAGAAAAACUGCGGACGGCCUCUGGCGCAGUCCGAAGAAUAAAAAUGAUAAUAAUGAAAAUGAAAUACUGUUAGAGAGUUCUAGUUCAGACUCUACGCCGUUAGGAACGCCAACUGGUCGUGAUAAUACUAAUGGCACUCGGACACCUACCCCUACAUCAACUCCCGUAAAUUUAGUUGCUGGGCUUGAUCUAUCGGGUUUAGAUGCUGUUGACAUUGCUGCAGUGUCUGGUGAUACUCGCAGCUCAACGGAUUAUGAUGUUGAAAACGAGACAGAUGUUAUGGAGGUAGUUCAUGACUUACCUGAUGAUUACAAUGAAAUAAUGAAGCGCGAGCGGAAGUCUCGUAAGAAUCGCGAGGAUAAGAAAAGUCCGAUUUUUGUUGAUGAAAACACUAAAAGCAGCUUAGUACCGCCUUCUGUUAGCAUUACGCCAAUAACGAGUGGUAGCACCAGUAGUUUAAGUGGCAGCAGCAGUAAUUUGACUGGCAGCAGUUCUAGUAGUAGCAUUGUCCAACAGACACCCAAUUACAAUUCCGUGCUAACAGGAAUGGGUCUAGAUCGUAGACCUGGUAUUGAAAUCAUUCCUAUAUCAACAACUACCCCGACAAACUUGCCCAGCUCGGUGACAAUAACGCCAAUUACUGGAGCUACGAUAAAACCAGUAAGCUCUGACGAGCGACGUGAUCGCAAGAGCAACAAGACCUCUGAUGAUAAAUCGAGGCUGGAAAAGAAAAGGAAUAAGCGGAAAAGAGCGGAUAGCCCUAUGCAGCCGAUGGGUCCACCUGGGUCGUUGCCUGAAAAAUUACUGAAGCAAUCUCAAGAUCCCCUUUCUAAACCCAUUUCGGUGAGCAUAAAACCUACCGAAAAUCAGCCGACUAGCAGCGGUAAUGGUAAUGGUAGUGGAAGUGGUUCACGUCCAUCUUCUCCCGCUACAACUUUACGUAAGCUGAAUCCUUCCCCAACUCACAGUCCGCUGGCAUUGGUUGGCAAAUCAUCGCCAACGUUACGACAAUCCUUGUCUAUUUCCGCGACUACAUCAACUGCCAGUACGACAACUAGCAAAUCAAUGCCAAGUCCUAAACAUUCGCCUGUUUACAAUAGCCCAAAACAUUCUUCCACUGGGUUAUCAGCAAGUGUUAGCCCUAAACACGGUACCUCUUCCCCAAAACAUGGUAGCACUGCCAGUGCGGGUAAACCCAGUAUUUCCGCUAUUAAAUCAGCUGCUAACAAUUCGCCCACUUGUGGGAAAAGCGAGUCCAGUUCCUCUAAACCCAAAUCGAGCAAAGAAACUCGGGAUAAAGAUAAAGACCGUAAAAAUCCGUCAUCUACUUCCUCCACUUCAACUUCUUCUUCAACUGGACUUGCAUUUAGCAAUUCAGGCCAAAGCCCCAAAACAAAGUCCAGUAAGUUGAAAUCCGUAGACUUGCUACCGAAUGCUGGAGAACCACCUCCUAGCACAUCAGGUGGAAGCACGCCUCCAUCCAGCGGAGGAGGUGGCGCUGGAAGUAGUGGAGCUGGUAGCUCAGAUAUCAGCAAAGCGCAACAAGCCCGAAAUCGCAAAGGUUCUCUUAGCGCUGUGAUUGAUAAGCUAUCUAAGAAUGCCCUGCAUGUUACCGAUGAUCCGGGUAACAAUGGCAGUGGUAGCAGUGGCAAGACACCCGAACCGGGACAAAAAGAACGUCCUGCCACAUCGACUAAAGGUGAAAAGAGCGCUGGAAAGAGCAGCCCAGUAGAUGGCAAAAAUUCUACGGAGUAUAUGGUGAAGCACAGCUCUGAUAUGAAAAUAACGAUCAACAAAACUCGUGCUAAAGAUUCCAAAGCGGGAAAUAUGAAAGUGUCUUCAAGUGUUGGGAUCAGUUCUUCGGUAAGUUCUUCAACGGUGUCUUCAUCAUCUUCAUCAUCAUCCGGCAACGGGUCACCCAAAACCCACACUGGAUUGAAACCCGGAGUGAAUUCAGGCCCCGCUUCCAAAAAACCACAGUCUCAAUCCUCCUCUAAAGCAUCCGGACAGCAAAUGAGUGUUGGGAACAAACUGAGCACAGUAGGUCAGAAAACGUCCCUAAAAUCCGGAUCUAGUUCUAGUGGAAGUGUUUUAACAAAAAGCACCACUAAAGCUUCAACUGGAUCGCCCAAAAUGUCCAGUUCCGGAGCUACGGACCUAAGCAGACGCGAUAAACCCCGAAUUCCUAAAUCCGGUGAUAAAACCAGUGGAACUGGGACGAGUUCUAGCAACCCAAAUAGCAAUUUGUUUGGGGUUAAAUCUGAUGUGAGGAAAGCCAGUCCUUCGCCAUUGCGCGAAGAGAGUGAAAGCGAGCGUGCUUUUAAGAUUCUAGCUGCUCAUACUUCCAUGUCAAGUGUUUCAAACUACCCGCCGCUUGUUGAAGGACUAAUGAAGCAGCUUGAUACUAAAUUCCAAAUUCCUAAAUUAUCCGCCAGAGUUAACGCAACUGCUGAUAAUAAUUCGGAUAAAAAGGGGGAUAAGUCAGGAACGGGGAUUAGUUCGGAUCAAGGGGGUAACAAUAAGGACACUUUAUCAUCCAAGGAUCAAAAGACAUUACCGACGGCCGGUAAUCUUAACCAGAAAUCCGAUAUUUUGGAUUCUAAUUCGAUAUCUCGAAGGGAUAUUGCUCAAACUAAACCGGAUAAUUUAUCAACUGCGUUGCCGAUGUUAAACUUGACCGCUUCAUUGGAUCCCUCAUUAAUUCUACCCUCGUCAUCAGCGGCUGCCAUUACUAGUUCACAUGAGGACGUCCCUACUAAUUUAUCCAUGCAAUCGUCGGAUAACGAGACUCGCGAGUGCAAAGAUUUGUCAAUCUCAAGGUCGUCUUCUCAGUUUAUAAAACUGCCGCUAGGUGGCGCUGCUGAGGAUCCUGGGUCGAUACUGGGAGUCGAUACUACAGAUUCAAAACCUUUUUCCGCGAUAAAUUCUACCGCUGCUAGCUCCGAAAGCUUGAAUUUAUGCACAAAGCCGGCUGACGUCGCUUUGAAUAAGUACAACAAAAUGGAGGAGCGGAAGGUAAUGGAGAAGACUUCUUCUACCCCGCCAUUGGCUUCUAGUGAGGCUCUAGUUCCUAGUAAGGCUCAAGGACAAAUUGAAGUUGGGGAAAUGCUACUGGAUUUUUCGACGCCAAAAGACAUCAAGAUGGCCGCCGUGGGAGGAAUUACCGACCGGGGGAUUAAUCUACAGUCGGUACCGGUGUGUAGGAACACUCCGCCCCCGCCACCUCCACCUCCGCCACCACCUCCACCUGCCUUUCCUCCCAGUCCCUCGGUAAGUGUUCAUAUUGUUAAGAGUCCCGCUCCUUCGCCGAGAGUUAUUCCUUCGCCUCACUCGGUAGCCUCUCCCUGCAUUACCGACGAUGAGCUCAUGGAUGAGGCGCUGGUCGGACUGGGCAAAUGA